AUGGCCUAUUAUGUAGCUCAUGAUAGAGUUUUUAUUAACAAUAACAAGAGAUCAACUGGCUUGAAUCCCAUAAAAACCACCAAUUCGUUGGGAUUAAAUAAGAAUUUUUUUCAACAGAAUUUUAGACCAACCAGUUUGCAUGCUAUUAAACAUGAUUCCAAUUACCUGUUAGGUUCUUCAAUUGUUAACUUGAACUUUGUCAACAAUGUAUCCAAUCCUAAUAGAGGCUUUGAAGGUUGUCGUAACAUUCCUAUUACGAAAAAGUCUUUCUGCCAAGGAGUCAAUUUAAAUGAUUCCAAGUAUCCUUCUGCGAUUAACCAUUAUCCUCUCUUACCAAAUGUUAGUAAUCAUGAACAUAUGUACCCCUUUGAAAACUAUACUUAUUACAAGCCCCUUCCCGAAUAUUGCCCUCAUACACCAAAGAACAAUCUAAAUUUUGGUGACAGGAUAAUAAGUAUGGGAACCACCGAUUCCAUAGAGUUCAAACAAUGCGAUGAUAGUAAUGAUUCCCAAGAUCCCAUAAUAACAAGAAAUUAUUUAUCAAAUUUACAAAAUGAUCAAAACAACGAAGUUAACGAAGAAAUUCCUGACGAUUCUCCUCUGAGGGAAAACAACCACGAUUUCAAAUGUGUGAGUGACUCCAGGAUCAAUGAACGAAAAAGCAAAUUGGAUGAGUACUUGGAAAAAUCCAAAACACUAAAGGAUAAGACUGAUAAUUCUCACAAAACUGUUAAAAUAACUUCUGGAAAACCUACAUACGAGUUUGUUGCCAAGUAUCCGGACCCUGUGGAGAAAGAGCUGGAGAGGUGGCACAACUCUCACAAUUCAACACUAAAAUGGGAGAGGAUCAGACAUGGAUUGUAUUCGGUUGGAGGAUCAAUAGUACGGCUAGUAAAAGUGAAUGGAAGUUUGUUUGUAGAAGGUCAUGGAUUUAAAAAAUACAAGGGACAAUUGGGGAUCCAAAAAUUUGUGGAGGAAAAGGAAUCCAGGCUACUAAGGGAAUGA
This is a messenger RNA of Theileria annulata, 1005 nucleotides long. RefSeq lists its product as uncharacterized. Lineage: Eukaryota; Apicomplexa; Aconoidasida; Piroplasmida; Theileriidae. Bases 1 to 1005 code for a protein of 334 amino acids. The record is from RefSeq and is a predicted model, not a curated record. The transcript has 2 exons.